AUGGGCUCCUCGGCGCUGCCGCUGAGAUCUGCGCCAGCGGCGGCCGCUGCGCCAGUGAGAAAUGUGUUCCUUAUUCUGCCAACACCAAUACGUCAAAACUUUCGUCGUCCUGGUCGUAACCCUUCGGUUCCGUCGUCCAAAGCGCCAAAUUGGGCCAAGCCCAACAGCCUACUCACUCUCCUCCGCAUCAGACGACAACGACGGCGAGAUCUGAGGGACGCAGCCCCAGACGACGGCGCGAUCCAGAUAGAGGGGCUAUGGCGCCGCGCGUCUCCGCGACGGAGGCCAGUGGCAGUCAAGCCCCCCUGCUCACGCGGCUCUCCAAGCAAGUCGUCCUCCACUGCCUCCCGAAGCUGGGGGCCAACGAGCUCCGACGGCCCGGAUCAAGACCUCUCCCCAGUCUACUCGUCGCGGCGGCGCAGAAUGGGAAGCCUUUGCUGCGAAAAAAUGAAGGAGGGUAGAAUGUUGAAUUGGAAUAUGGUACUGAAGAUCAUCUUUGCACCCUUCAAGAAGGAAUCAAUCAAGAAACCUAUGGGCUUAAUACAAUUUCGUCCAACCAAUAGGGGUAGAGAAAGGUGGAGGCCGUGGCACAUCGGUUGUGAUCAUGUUGUCCUUCCCAUGCCGACAAACUCGUGGAGAAACGGAGUGUGAAAUGGUACAGUCGCCGGCGUCCAACCACUCAGGUAAGGGGAUGAACAGAAAACUAUUUACCAUAUUUGUCACGUUGUUUAUUCUUUUGUUAGAAAUUAACUACAAACUUGGGAGAUAUGAGGAAAGCUCUGCCUUUAAUCUUUGAUUCCUAGGUGAACUGUGCUACAGUGUUUUUUAAUAUGCCACAUGUGUUAUUUCUUUAAUAUGGUUUGGUAAAAAUUAUUCUGUCACAUGAAUGAUUUGUCCUAUUUUUCUACCCCAGUGUUUGCUGCAUCCAGUGCAAUUGUGGACAUGGAAGGUUCCUAUUCAAAUCUUAUAGAGUGUUCCUACUGAGUUUGAAUUUAUUGCUUGUUCAGAUACCCUACUUGCAAAUUUCGUCUAUGUAAAACUACUUAUGUAUGUUUUUUGCAUGGGCGGUAUAAGAACAAUGUGGCAAUGGUGCGGAGCUACUCAAAGGAAGUCUGCUUAUGUCUUCAAAUAUGCACAUCUUACUUCUAUCAUUUUUUUUUGUUUUCUUUCCUGUUAGUUUAGUAAGUUAUCUCUGCUUAUCAAUUUACGCUGUUAACUGGGAACCAAGAGAAAAAUGAUAAGCAGUUAAUUGUCUUUUUUUUCUCAGUCCAGGUCGAUUUUUUAUUUAAGAGCUACUUCAUGUGCAAAGUAAGCUAUAAUAUUUAAUUACAUAUUCUGGUAUUAAAAAUAACAGGUUGGUAAAAUGGCAGGAGCAUGAUGUCCAUAAAGGGGAGAUAUAGUCAAUAGCUUUUUUCAUUUGCAAACUGCACAUGAUCAUAUAGUCAAAGCUCAAUUCGUUGAACUAUUUGGGCGUGCCUUGUGCACUCAAUUGUGGUGGGAAUCUAAGGCGUGAGAUGGUCAGGGUUCUCGCUGCACUUAUUGGAUUUUCCCAAUCAUUCCUAUUGUUUGGGUCUGUUAUUUCUGGAGAUUGAUUUCUUGGUUUUCUAUAAUUAUGAGGAACUGCUAUUGGCAAAGAAAGAGAGGUGACCCCCUUAGUUUCCCCAUUCAACUGUCGGCGGCUUUAGAUGCGGUAACAUUGGUUUAUUGGGUCGACUGCUAUACACCAAAUUAUUGGGUCAAGGAGAUGCUCCCCGGUCGAUCUACGGCGGCCAGCGGCCAGCGGCGCAUACCUCCUCCGACAGGAGGAACGUGACCCCGUCCUGCAGUUCCUCUUGAUUCUUUACCGGAAGGUCGGGGCGUUGAAACUGGAGGUCGUCAUGAACCAUAAGAACUCCCUCCAGCUCCUCCUUGGUCGCCGCUGCCUUGAGCCCGACGUCCCCUUGGCAU
Molecule: messenger RNA, 1947 nt
Organism: Lolium rigidum
Lineage: Eukaryota; Viridiplantae; Streptophyta; Magnoliopsida; Poales; Poaceae
Exons: 4
Coding region: 1-651 (216 amino acids)
Source: RefSeq, a predicted model, not a curated record